This is a messenger RNA of Linderina pennispora, 372 nucleotides long. RefSeq lists its product as uncharacterized. The record is from RefSeq and is a predicted model, not a curated record. The coding region runs from base 94 to 309 and encodes 71 amino acids. Lineage: Eukaryota; Fungi; Kickxellomycota; Kickxellomycetes; Kickxellales; Kickxellaceae. The transcript has a single exon.
AAUAACCCCCAGUGUAUUACGCACCACUCGGUGUCGAGCCAGCGAGAUGCUGCAGCCAGCGGCUCUCCGCCUGAGGCAAAUGGGCAGCUGCUGAUGACGCGUAAAUCGGCUCGGCUCGGCUCGAUAUGGCCAGUGGUGCAGAUUCGGCCAUGGGCAGCAGCUGCGAUAAAAACAGCGAUGCUGCUGAGCACCACAGCUGGGCCAGGGGAGUCGAGGAGAGUCGAAAGCCGCACCUAUAUCUUGCUGGCCCUUUUUGCACACCUGCACAUCGAGAGCAACACUAUUCCUCCCCACCUUUUUCCCCUAUAAUUUAGCCCAUCUAUUCUAUUAAAUUUACUCGUCUGAGCAGAUAAACAAAUGGUAAGAACAGCA